Puccinia triticina is the source of this 600-nucleotide messenger RNA. RefSeq lists its product as uncharacterized. The coding region runs from base 1 to 600 and encodes 199 amino acids. The transcript has 6 exons. The record is from RefSeq and is a predicted model, not a curated record. Lineage: Eukaryota; Fungi; Basidiomycota; Pucciniomycetes; Pucciniales; Pucciniaceae.
AUGCCAGGACCUCAGGCUCUAAUUCGAGGCUCAAAAAAAGAACUUCCGACCGGUGGGGGUGGUGGCAACUGUGCUUUUACAAAAUGGCCUGUCCCCAAGGAUUACGGCCCCGUGGCAAUUGCCGCAAAUCGAUGGAAUUCGGCUCAAGCCUGUGGCGCUUGUCUUGAAAUUAAGGGGCCUGGUGGUACAUUCAAAGGUAUAGUCAACGACCAAUGCGCUUCCGGUUCCAUAUAUGGAAUAAAGUUAGCCGCAACCAACAGCCAGGAAUCAUUCAAAUUCAAUGGUCAGAAAUUUAUUCCUUGUGGAUUCUCAAAGCCAAUCCUUUUCAUGAAUAAGACUGGAGUGAGCAAAUAUUGGAAUUCGAUUCAAGUCCAAGGUGCCAAUACGCCCUUGAAAGCCUUAGAAGUAUCAACAGGAGGAGGCUCGUUCACCCCUCUAGAGCUACAAUCAAACUCAAAUUAUUAUCAACCAAAGGAUGGUAAAGGCUUGGGGACAACAGCCGAUAUCAGAGUUACAUGUUUGUCCGGCAAGCAGUUUGUUACAAAAAAUGUUGACUUGGCAACCCCUGAAUCACCCAAACCAGCAUCCGGAAACUGUUGA